Cinara cedri is the source of this 8911-nucleotide messenger RNA. NCBI's taxonomy places the organism in Eukaryota, Metazoa, Arthropoda, Insecta, Hemiptera, Aphididae. The record is from the annotation of a GenBank genome assembly.
ACUAUAAGAAUAUUUUUAUUUUUAUAAAAUUUUAUAUUAAUUAUUGUUAUGAGGUAUAAAUAUAAAUAUUAAAUACCACAGUAUACCUAUUAAUUAGAUAUACAAAUAGGUAAAAUUAUAAUAUACUAGAUUAUUUAUUUCAAAAUAAAUGUGGUUUGAUAUUUUUAAAUUUAAUCAUUGAAAAGCUCAAGACGUAGAACAGAAUUAUUUUUGUACUUUUUUGCAUUACGUUUAGAUAAAAAAAAUAAAUUAUUUAAAGAAACAUAAUUUAUUUUUUUUUAUUUGAGCAAAUCAAACAAUCUAAUAAUAUGAGCGACUCCUCUAAUAGUUCAGAAUCUAGAACGAAGAAGAGGAUUCAGGAAGCCAAGAAUAAAGCCAGACCAGGUAAUACUAAUCAAAAAAAUAUAUAAGUAGGUAGGUAGAUUGUAAUAGCCAUAAUAUUGCUCUGCCAUAAUGAGAGAUAGCAACUUCCAAUUUUUCAAAAAUUAUAUUGCAGAUUAUUGUUUAUUGAAUCAUAAUACUUUUUUAUAUUGGUUUUGCUAGUUUGUAAUUCUAUUAAUGCAAAAAAACAUCAUUUAAAUACUGAAAAUUGUUUAAAAAAUGAGGGAAAAUAGACUGAUAUGGUAAGGGUAUGUCAUGAGAAGAGAAGAGGAACCAGAAACAAUUAAGAAUUAUAGUGAAAAUAAAAGUAGGAGGAAAGAGAGAAAGACUUAAAAAGAAGUAAUUGGAUUUGAUUAAGAAAGAUACAAGGACAACUGGUGUGUGCAAUGUGGGUCAAGUGAAUGUUUAGUAUGAGGGUGGCUGACCUCAAAAAGUUGGGAUGAAGGUAAACAAAAAGUAAAAAAUUAUCUUUUAAAAUUAAUUGUCUACCAAAAUUUCACCUAUUACUAGAUAAAUAAGUGGUAAAUGAAUUCCUUGAAGAAAAUUCAGUACCUAUAUCAUACAUUUCGUAGUUGGGUACUACGAAAUUAACUGACAACUGUUAAUUGCAGACCUGUGUCUGCAAUUUACAUUAGACAUGUUAAUAAUUGAACAGAUACUAAUAUUGUAGUUUAACAUACUAUUAAAAUUCAAUGCAAAUUAUUUUUUUUUUGGAAUUUCUAUUCGUUUUAUAUGUUGGAAUCAUAUAAUAAAUAUUUUUCUUUGUUAAUUCUUUUACACUUAAUGUUACGCCAAACUAAUCUAAACGGUUUUUCAACCAUUUUCAACCUUUUCCCAAUACUUUUCCUACUUUUUUUACAUAAAAGUAUUAAUUGUAGUAAUGUUUGAUUACUUUUUAUUUUCUAAUAGUUAGAAUAGUUAUUAGCAGGGCACAGAUUAUAAAGCAAUGAAAAUAACUAAUGUAUGCACUAUAAUUUUAUUUAACAAAUCUUAAAAAAAACAUUGUAAUAUUACCUGAAAAUUUUUAAAGUAAACUAUAAUAUAAAAUGAAAUAAAACAUUAAUUUUUUUCUUAUUUAUUCAUAUAAAUCACAGAUUAUUUCUACUAUUACAAUUUAUUCAUGUAAUAUUUUUAGAAUUUGACGAUACAGACACGUUUCUAGACUCAAUUUUCCUGUUUGAUAUUUUUAUUAUAGCUCAAAUUUCAGCUUCAUAUAAUAAAACCAAAAAAAUAUAAUAUCUUAGACAUUUUACGGAAUGCACCAAUAGCUUUCUCCUGUAUUUAAUUUUUAUUAAGUGUUGUAUAACUAACUUAUAUAGCUAGAUAUUUAAACUUCUGAAAUUUUACUAUAUGCUAGCCCCUCAUGAAUAUCUGUUCUACAAUUUGUUUCUUUGAAAUUAUCAUUUAAUUUGUUUUAUUUAUAUUAAGAGAAUAUCCAAAACUGUUUAAGAUUAUUUCUAACUUAAACCAAAUAUGCUUCUGAAAUCAGAAUUGAAUUUCAAAAAUAAGAAAAACCAAUUUUUUUCAAUAAUUGUAUUUCCUGUAAAUACUGCCUUUCACUUUAGUAGGGCAGUAUAAAUAUAUAUUUAUAUUCUAAUUAUUGAAAUGGAUUAUUAUUAUUAUUCUUAAUUAUCAUCAAAUAAAAAAACUACUACUAAGUAAUUAUAAAAAUAUAAUAGUUGGAUUUGAAUUUUUUCAAGUGAAAUCUAUCAAGUCUCACAAUGAAAUAUGAAGUCUGGUGUAUCAAGUAUAAUCAUAAAUAGGCACCCAAUUACUUUUUCUACAAUAUUAUUUCCAGAAAAAAUACUAUAAAUAGUAUAAUUAGUAAUAAUACAUUAAAUAGGUUAGCUUAGAUUAGGUUAGGUACCUUGUUUUAAAUGUCUGUCUAUGAAUUCUAUCUGCACAAUUAUUAUCAUGAAUAUUGAUUUUAUUAUAUUCACAUUGAUUGUAAAUAAAACUUUUACUAAUAAUUGCAAUAACUACUUAGAAGUAAAAUAAUUAAGAAUUAAAUGAAAUACAAAAUUUAAUUUCCCAUGUUUAUGCUUUUAAACGAUAAUAAAAACUGAUCAAAGUGUAUCAUACACACAUCAAUGUAUGUUACUUCACUUCCUUAGUGAGUAUGUGUAUUUAUGUUAUAUAUUUUAAAAUAUUUUGUUCAAAAUAAUUUUCGUUGAGUAGUUUAUUGAAUUUUUCAAAAUUUUUGAUUAAAUAGUUUGGGAAGUUAAAGGGGAGGUAAUUUUAUUAUACAUUUUAUGAGCCUAUAUGUCUCAAAAUAUUGGUCUUUAUAAAAUAUAUUACACAAGAAUUUUUAUUGUAUUUUUAAAGACUUUCAAUAAUAGUAGACACAAUGUUGUGUUCGAAUAAUACAAAUUUUAUUCCCCGGUUUUAUGCUUAGAAAAAUGUAGAUUAUUUUUUGACUAUUCAAUUGUGUGGCUGAUUACAUAAGACACCUUCCUGUAAAAUUGCAUCAAAAUCUAUUAAAAACUGGCAGAGUAAGCCCGUCACAUAAUAAUAGACACACAGACAGAUGGACAUGACAAAAUUAUAAGAAUUUAGCUUUUGAAUUAAGAACCUUUAAAAAAAUUAAUUUUUUUUGAUAAAUUUUGUAAAUAAUUAUAAUGAAUUAAUUAUGUAGGUAUUGUAUAUUUAUUCUUGUUUCAAUUUGAGACUAAAUAAAGUUUAAAAUUGCAAAAUGCUUUAAAUCAUGUGACUAUUUUCAAUCUAUAGUGUUCUCUUGAUUUAUUUAAGAUAUUUUUCUCAAAAAUACUAUAUAUACCUACAUGUUUUAUAAGUGCAUUUUAAAUUAUUCACCAUGUAUUUUUCUUUAGAACUAAAUGACAAAUAUGCAUGGUUUACUCAUGGUUAUGCAGACAAUUUUAAGACUUUCAUAAAAGUUCAAGAUAAUGUGGAUCGAAUUAAUGUUGAAAAUGUUAGUCCGGAAAUAUUUGUUGAAAAAUAUGAGCGUCCCUAUAAACCAGUUGUGAUUAGAGGAUUACAAAGCAACUGGAAAGCUUCAUAUAAAUGGACGUUAGAGGUAUAUUUAUUAUAAUAAUUUAUUUGUUUAUUCAUACUUGUGACAAUUUUUUAUUUAAUUAGAGAAUUAAUAAAAAAUACCGUAACCAAAGGUUUAAAUGUGGAGAAGAUAAUCAAGGAUAUAGUGUUAAAAUGAAAAUGAAAUAUUUUGUACACUAUAUGAAUAACAAUAAGGAUGAUAGUCCUUUAUAUAUAUUCGAUAGUAGUUUUGGUGAUGUAUGUUAAAUUAAUUUUUUUUAAUGCUAUUUUAAGUAAAUAUAUAUGUAUUUUGUAAUAUUUAUACAGGGUAAUUCACUCAACUCAACUAUUAUCUAGGAAAGUAUUAAUUUUUUGGGAAUUUUUUUUAUUUCAAAUACCUAAGAAAUUAUUAAAACGCUGCGUGCUGUGUUGCCAUAUUUAUGAUGUACUACUAUUCUCGCCUAAUCCAAACCUAGAAGUGAAAUAUCUCGUUAAUGGAUUGAUAGAAAUCAAAAAUUUCCACACCAAUAUUUAUUUUAACUAAAACUCCAUCUAUUUAUUAAAUUUUUAAUACAGGUUGCCAUUUGAAGAUCAAUAUUAGGUAGUAGUUACUAGUUUUACCUCCAUAAAUAAAGGUGACAAAUUCUAGAGUGGAUUCUUUCUUAAAUGUUCUUUAAAACAAAUUCCGAAAAAAGUUAAUACUUUUCGAAAUAGUGAGUGUUUCAAGUUGAGUCAAUGAACCUGUAUAUUUUUGUAUAGUUUUUAAUUUUGGGCUUAUUUAAGUCCAACAAUAUUAUGUUGUGCUUAGGUAACAGCAUACUGCUAUAACAUACAGGUAGAGAUCCCUAUUUAAAUACUGACAAAAUACAAUAUGACUGAUCAUGGCUAGAUUAAUGGCCUAGUUCAUUGUCAAACUUGAUAAUAAACAAUUUAUGUGAUACAAUGUACCGGGGAGCCUUUGUCUUCUCUUUUUUACUCUCCCUCCUUAAAUUCAAGUUUUUAACUGAUAUGAGAUUUGACAUGUUAAUUUUUUUAAUCAGCCGUAUCACAAGUUCUCAAUUAUUCCCUAUGAUUAACAUCCAUAUAAAUAUUAUGUAUUAAAACAUGCUUGGUUGUAUGAAUUCUUUAUACAGCAUCAUAGAAGAAAAAAAUUAUUAGACGAUUACGACAUACCCAUAUAUUUUCAAGAUGACUUAUUUAAAUAUGCUGGCGAAAAAAAAAGGCCCCCUUAUAGAUGGUUUGUUAUGGGCUCUUCUAGAUCAGGAACAGGAAUUCACAUAGAUCCUUUAGGAACCAGUGCUUGGAAUUCGUUAAUUACUGGACAUAAAAGGUAGUCUAUUUACCAAAUUAGUAAUGAAGUAUUAAUUAUAAUAUUAAUAUUAUAUUAUACUUGUUAAUUAUUUAACAUUUUUUAUUAGAUGGUGUUUGUUUCCUACUCAUACUCCUAAAGGAUUACUCAAAGUCACUUCGGCCGAAGGCGGAAAACAGCGCGACGAAGCAAUUACUUGGUUUAAAAUAAUCUAUCCUCGUACUCAGUUGCCUUCAUGGCCUAAGGAUUGUACACCAGUUAGUUUUAUUUAUAUUUUAUAAUUGUAAUUUAAACAAAUGCGAAUAGAAAGUCAUCAUUAGCUAGUAUCACGAGAUUUCAUUUUGUAAAAGUUAAUAAUGUGAUAUUGAAAAAUAAAUUAUGUUUUACUAUGUGUAGGACAAGAAAGUACUUCAAAAUGAAUAUUGAAGGGUUGGAGAAUAAAUUGCACUAGCAAUUUGAUUAUGAAAAAAAAAGGUUAUGAUUAUGUUAGUUUAUAAGAGAUGGGAGAUUGAGUUUUUUAAGGAUAAAUUUACAGUAAUAUGGUGGACAUGGUAUUUUUAAUACAUAGGCUAAAAGCUAAGAAAUUUACUUGAGACACUCAAUUUGGGGCAAGCAACUAUACUUGAGUGUCCCAAAUAACUGACCCAUAUUUAGCUAUUUUGUAAUGUAUAUAAAUAAUUUAUAUGCCAAAAUAUGUAAAAAUUUUAAAUCAAAUUAGUAUUGUAGUUAUUUAUUUUUUUAUUAAUUUUAGAUAGAGAUACUUCAAGGUCCUGGUGAAACGGUGUAUGUACCUGGUGGAUGGUGGCAUGUAGUACUCAACCUAGAUACCACUAUAGCAGUAACUCAAAAUUUUUGUAGUCGUACAAAUUUCCCUGUGGUAUGGCAUAAAACUGUUAGAGGACGUCCUAAACUGUCACGAAAGUGGUAUAAAGUCUUAAAAAACAAAGAACCUGAGUUAGCAGCAAUUGCUGACUCAGUAGAUUUAAAGAAUCACACAGGUCUUGCAUCAGACAGUUCGAGUUGUUCGAGUAGUUCUAGUAGUUCAAGUAGUUCCAGUAAUGGAAAUUCUAGUGAAGAAGAUAGCGGACAAGAAUCUCUACAUGCUCAUAAGAAAAGGUAUAUCUACUGCUUAGUAAAUUUAUAUCAAUAUACCCUACUUAUAUAUUUUUAAACUUUGGUUCACAAAAAUUUAACUUGUCUUUAAAGGUACCAAAAUGUAUAAAUUCAUAUUAUUGUUAUUAAACACAAUAUAAUAUUUAAAGAACAUAGUUAAUAUUUUUAUAUUCUGACGCUUUAUUUAAACAUCUUUUCUGCCAAAAAUCUUGUAGCAAUCUUCAAGUUUAUUUCUGAAAGAAAAUUGUAUUUAUUUAGUACAUUAAGGAAGUUAUUUUUUGAUUUUCCUUAUAGUUUUCUUAUUACACAGGGAAAAAAUAGGAAAAUUUACUCAAUAACAGUUUCCACCAUUUUCGAAUUUGUUCUUUUGAUUUUUAUCUGGUUAAAAAUAAUUUUAGACCUGACAUUUUCUCUGAGUACUUAUAUUAGCUGUUUCUAAAUUAAGUAAAAUUUUCAAAACAUUCUGACGAUUCUUGAACUACAUAUAGGCAUUUGAAAUUUCCUAGUUUUUUUGCCAAACAAAAAUGUUUUAAAACGAUUUAACAUGAAAUAAUGUUGUGCCUUUAUGCGUUGCCUUUAGUGGUAAAAUAAAAAAGUUGGCAAAAUUUAGUAGGUAUUUUUUUAAAAAGUCUAUAUUAUGCGAAAUAAUGGGUAAUCAAUGAUAAGAAAAUCACUCUGUAUAUAUAUAUACAUAUAUACAUACAGUGUGUCCCACCAUGUUCAAUUGAUUUUUCUAGAGCUGUUAAUACUUUUAAUUUUUUUUUUUUAAUUGGUGUUUUUUGGAGGGAGACAUUGAUUUGGACAAAUAUACAAUUUUUAUUUUCAUUUUUUUAAUAAUAAAAAAAAUAAAAUUUAUUUAUUAAUUUUACAAAAUUUUUAAAAUAGUCAUUUUGUAAAAGAUAUUUUUCUAAAAAUUUUAAUGUGCCACACAUUCAUAUCUGAUGAAGUUUCUUAAUAAUAGCCAUUUAAUUUAAUUUCUAGAAAACAAUUAAUAUUUAAUAAUAUUGAUGUGUCCCCCCCCCCAAAGAAACACCAAUUAAAAAAAAAUAUAUAUAUUAUUAACAGCUCUAGAAAAAUCCAUUAAAUAUUGUAGGACACACUGUAUACAUACAAAUUUCAAGUUUACGAAUAUUUUUAACUGAAUUAUAAAAAAAAAAAAAAAUCCCUUUUGGGAAAAACAAGAUCAUUAAUAAGUAUUAUAUCAAGGCAUAAAACAUAUUACUGAUUUUGAGGUUUAUAUCAACAAGUAAUUGUAAGUAAUGGUUUAUAAUACAAAAAGCACAAAAUAAAUUUUUCUGUUUGUAAAUGUUCGAAUGUGUAUUUGGGAACAUAUUACUCUGUAAGUUUUUAUCUCUCAAAAUAAUACUGGGGAAAUUACCGUUGCUUAGUUUCUUACUAAUAUCUUUUAAUGAUAGGAAUUGUAUUGUUAUAAUAGUUAUUGUUGCCAAGGUUGUAUUUUUUUUUAACCUCUUGACAUGUCAAAAAAAUAAAUAUAGUGGGAAAUAUAACUUUUCUAACAGAGAAAAACCUACUGUGACGAGACUUUUUUAAAUUUUAUAUGACAAUGGUUUAUUUAGUAACUUUAAGAUAGAAUUAGAGUGUUCAUUUUGAAUUUCUAAUUAAUUUGAUUAAUAUAAAAUUUUCUAAAAUAAUAGAUUGUUUCAUCAAAUUUUUAAAAUAUCAAAACAGUUACUAUAACAGAUAUAGUUUUAUAGUUAUUUAUUUUUGAAAUGUGUUAUUUAUCUGUAAAAUUGAUUAAAUUCAAAUUGUUUGUUUAUUAUAUUCACUUAGUAGACAAGUAUUUUGAUUUAGACAAACUAAUGUUUAAAAACGCAUCUACAUAAAUCAUAAGUUUCCUUGAUAUUUUAGAAGUUUGGUUAACAUAUUUUGACCAAUGUUCAAUAAAUGUUUGUUAGGCGUGGAUAUACCCUUUUAAGUAAUCAAUGUCUCAUUAAUUUAUUUAAUAUUUUGUUUUAAAUACUAUUAUACAAAUUAAACAAACAAUUAUUACUGUUCACUUAAUAAUCAAAUCAAAAACAAUUAAGGAAUUUACAACCAAGUACAUCACAGUUAUUGAUAUUUAGUAUACAAUUUGUAUUAAAAAUAUGAACUAACACCAAAAUAUACAGUAAUUCUAUUGGAAUUUUUAAUAGCAAAUGCCUAACAUAAUUAAUAACUAUUUUUUUUCAGAUGUAAAUUAUCUUCACCGAAUUAAGUUUUUUUGGAUAUUUUAAAGCUAAAAAGUCAAUAUAACUGUAUUAUUAUAACAAUUUAUAUUCUAAAUAGGGUCGGCAAUAUUGGAGACUAAGUAUUCUAUUCCUUACUAAUAAUUUUAAUUAAUUUUAUAUUUACUAACUUUAUGUGCAGAGUAUUCCUUAUGUUAUAAAACAAAUGAUAACAAUGUUAAUAAUAAACAAACUACAAUGUAUCAAAUUAAAAAAAAAAAAAAAUGUAUUUUUAAAUAAAUUAUUUUGACAAUAUUUUGAGUGUUAUUCGUUAUUCAAAAAUAUGUACUUCUUUUUAUACUUUUAAUAAAAAAUAAUGCGUUUUAUAUUUUUCAUUUUUUGUUUUAACAAAGAAAAUCUUUAUAAGACCUAAAAAAUUUAAUUCAACUGGACCCUGAUGGCGUUUCUUGUGGUAGAAGUUUUGGACCAUAUAGAAGUACAUACGCACAAUGCCAGUCACCUGUACAAAAUAUAAGUUUGCAUUUAUUUAAAUAUUGAUUUUAAACAUAUUAUAUAUUAAAUUAUUACCGCCGCCAGACAAUUUAAGUAUAUCUUCAGACACUACCGGUGUAGUUGUAUCAUCAUCACAUUUUACCCAUUUAUCAGACGUUGGGGAAUGUCUAACCCAACCAACAUAAUGACCACUAGAGCUUGAUCUACCUUUAUGGGUUAAAACAGCCUGAAGAGUGUAGUAACCAGAGUUAUUCGAACCAUAAUCUGUGGAAAAUUAAACGAGAAGGUUAUCAAAUAGAAUAUGUAUAAUAAAUUAUAAUAUUUACCAUCUUUAAACCAAUAUGGGGCAGUUGGUUUAUUUUCUUCUUUAGAAUCUCCCAUAUUUUUCACACUUGGCUUUACUACUUCAUGGGCCAAUUUAUCUUCUAAUUCCUUUAUU